This is a messenger RNA of Pieris macdunnoughi, 741 nucleotides long. NCBI's taxonomy places the organism in Eukaryota, Metazoa, Arthropoda, Insecta, Lepidoptera, Pieridae. The record is from the annotation of a GenBank genome assembly.
AUGGAAGCAGUUCAGAAGACCAUUGAAGAUCUUGCGGUCGUCCUUAAAAACGGCAUGGCGGAAUUCCGUAAGGAUCUGCAGGAUGCUACUGCUCUUUCCACCACAGCCAACCCAACUUCACGACUAGUUGUGGAGUUUGAAAGUUUUCGUAGCUUUAUGUUGUGUUCCCUUCAGAAUCUACAGUCUCAGGUCGAGCUAUUGUCUAAGUGUCAUGACCAAGAAGAGAUGCGCAGCCGCAGGAAGAUGUUGUUGGUUCACGGGGUUGCUGAGGAUAACAAGGAAGAUACCUCUGCUGUAUUCGCAAAAGUGAUCACCGAACAUCUUAGUGUCACUGUUGAGGAUCUUCAAAUAAGUCGUUGCCAUCGUUUGGGUCAGGCUAAGAAAGAUACUCCUAGGCCUAUAUUGGUGAAACUCCGGGAUGUUCACUUGAGAGAUAGCAUAUGGUACAGUAAAACUCAACUGAAGGGUACAGGUAUAACUAUAUCAGAAUUCCUUAAUAAAGUCAGGCAUGACACCUUUAUGGAGGCAAGAAAGUUAUUUGGUAUCUCUAAGUGCUGGACAAGGAAUGGCACCAUUCACAUUAUUGCUCCUGAUGGCACCCGGUACCAAGUGAAUUCUAUGGCUGAGUUGAAAGCUAUUCCUCUUCCCUCUUCUGCAGCAACUGUUAAACAACCUAGUAAUAUGACUGUCUCUAGGGACAACAAACGUCCCAAAAGGUUAAUCAAAAGGCCAAUAGUUUAA